GUCAGUCGAAAAAAAACAUGGCGGACCAAAUUUCUCUCUGAGUCAGUGAUCUUCCUGAUCAAAACUUGUCGUCGGGUGAGCUGUAAACGUUAGAGUCCUGUCGUACAUUAAUUUGAAUAGUUUUUAAGACAUUAAGAAAUUCUGAUCUUCUGAUGUAGGACGUGAACAUCCACAAGAAACUAGCUAUUUCUGUUCGGUUCUGUUGUCACUACGUACUCAAAGCGAGACGGUUUCGAUUGAAUGAGACAAUAUGUGAGGAAAAAAUAGAAAAAGCUGGCUCUUUGCGGGCAUUGAGACUUUUGGGACAGCAAAUCGAAACCAAGAGGGGGAGGCUUGGUUUGCUGAAGAGUUCUCAACGCGACACAGGCAAAGUGUUGUUCAUACUUCCUGUUCUCUUGACCCGUAUUCUUCACGCGCCGAUUCAUGCUCUGCAAACUUUCCUCUUUGGAAGACAUUUUGUGGCUGUAGCUUUCAAGAAGAUGCCGUCUUGUCUUCAUUUGAACUCUACCGAUGAAGUAAAUGUGGAAGCGAUUAAAAGGAAAAUGAAAGAGGUAAGGAAGCUCUCAUACUUAUUAUGAAUGGAUGUUUAUCACUUGAGUACGGAUCGAUGUGGUAAUUUAUGCUUCGUCUGGGUAAAUAACAAAAGUUUUUUUUAGAAACGGAUUCUUACUUAGUUAUUAAGAAACUGCAAAAGAAAUAUCUUAUGCGUGGAUUUAAGUUAAUCCGUUUACGAGUAAUCUAUUUUUGAUAAAAUGUGUGUUCCUGUUAUUUUGCAAAUAUGAAGUCCAUUAUAAAAUGAAGAACUUCUCGUGUCAUUUGUUAUUAAAGUAAAUAUUUGAAAAAAACGGUGAGUUUUUCUACUCCGUCUAAAGAAAUAUGUCAUGGAUUUUGGUGGAUAGGUCUUAUUUUUUGUUGGGAUGAAUGCAGCUGUUUGGAUGGCUACUUACUCUUAAGCUGUUUACAAGGAAUUGUCUGCUGUGCAGAUACAUUAUUCAAGGCUAAUGUCAUACACAGUUUAAGCGUUAUGGGGAACUCUUCAUCAUUUUGAAUCAGCAACAAAAUGAAAAUCAAAGAAUCAACGAGUAACUUACUUAACCCUUUCACUCCCACAAGUGACCAAAACAGAAUUUCUCCUUACAAUAUCAAUACAAUAUCAAGCAGGUAGGUGAUUAGAAUUGAGAAGAAUAUCAAUUAUGGGAUUAUUGGUUGAUCCAAUACCAAAUUCUCUGAACUAACAUCAUAAGAAUUGUAUUGCAGAUAGUAAGGAGAAUUACCAGUUAGAUCUUGGGAGUGAAAGGGUUAAUAGUACAAUGCAAGUAUGAAUUAGAAUUUUUCUUUGCUGUUUUUUAAGGCCCAUCUGGUAGAGAAUGGUAAAAGCUUUGUUAACAAUGUUUGUAGAGAAUGCAAAUUUGAAAUAGAAUGUUUCUUUGCUAUUUGUUAAGGCCCAUCUGGUAGAGAAUAGGAAAAGCUUUGUUAACAAUGUAUGAAGAGUAUUUUGCAUCAAUAAUUUUUUUGGAAAAACAAAUCAUGGAGAUGUUUGCAGUCUAUGAGCACAAAGUAGCUUAAAAAUACAAUGGAUUAAUUGAUUUAAUGGAAGUGGAUGCAUUUUUUUAAGAGAAAGGCAAAGCUAUUUUCAUAACAUUCAGUUACAGAGACUUUUUUUCACUGCUUGUGUGUAAUAGUUGUUUACAUUACUUACACAUGUGGGCAAAAGAAGUUUGUGCUCAAAUUUGACAUACUUUUAUACUCAUUUUGAGGAGAGAAAAUUUGUCUAUUAGGAAAUUCUCCCUUAACAUAAGGUAGAUAUUAUAUCUGCUAAGUUGAAUGUGAAGUAAUUAUUUCAUUUUGAAAUCUAUUACACACUGCAAGAGUCACUUAGAAUUUGCAUACAGGAAGUUUCAUAAAAAAGUUAAGACAACUAAAGGAAAGGAUUUAGAGGAUAUUGAAAUUUUGAGGAAAUGUUUUGAACAAAUAUUUGUUCUGUGUUUUGUGAGAUAAUUUAUUUUUGGUUUCAUAAAUUUCAGUUAUAAUCAUGACAAUGAUGACAUGGUUAGCUUAGAGUGGAAAACUUAGUAACAAAUUUCAAAUACACUUUAUUAAGUUUAUUUUGUGAAUUGGUCUGUUAAAGUUUUUAACAAAUAUAUGACAUGACUUAGCAACAAUUUUUUCCAAAAGUGGACAUAUCCUAAUGCUGAAUUGUUAUGCACAAUGGGCAGUGUAUUUAUACUUUGUGUUUGGAUCUCUUGAACAUAUCUUUAUAAGCAGCUGUUCACAAGAAACUAGAAUGGAAUCUCUCUAUAUAGACUCUACAUGUAUGUAAACAUAUUUUUGUCAAAAUUGUGUCUAGUUGUGGUGUUUAGAACAUCUUAAAGACACUUUUUAAAGCAGCUGUACCAUUUGCUGUGUAUCAGAAGCAGUUUAGAUCAUCAGUAAGUCAGCCAUUAGAUGUGGACUUAAAACUUCAUGUGGCUGGGUAACACAAGCUUUUCAAUUUUUUUUUAUUUGUAAGCAAUGAUUGAUCUGGUAUGAUUGGUAAAUAAUUGGUUAGUCAGUCAUUUGAUGUGUAGUGAGUGAGUUAGUCAUAUUAUCAGUUGGUUGGCCAAUUAGCUGUCAGUUAACCCUUUCAUGUCCAAGAUCUAAGAACCAAUUGUUCACUGAACUUUCCUUAAAAUGUGCACUCCAGCUGGUUUGGUUUUAAAUAAAAAUAUUCCCCCUUGUAACAUUCUUGUUUCUUCAUAUCACCUUUCUGCUGAGAAAUGUAGUGGUAUUGUGUGGAAAAAUUCCACUGGUCACCUCUGGGAGUGAAAGGGUCAAUUCAUCCAGUUACAUGUGCCAGUUAGUGAGUUAAGUUUUGGACCACAUCACUUGAAUAACAUAAUUCCCUUGUGUCUAUUGACACCUCUGCCUGUCAUGAACUCUUUUUGUUUUAACAUUACUGUAUUUCUGUUUGCUCAGGGGAGUUGUGAUAAUUGUAAAAAGUCAGGAUCCGAUUUGUGGGUCUGCUUGCAGGUUUGUUAAUAAUCUUUCAAACAAUAUUAUUUAUACAUUUUAUUAGGGUCUCAGUUGUACUGGCCCUUUUUAUAAAUUAUUUCACUAAGAAGACUGAUUAACAUCAAGAGACUAGGUAGUGUUUGUAGAAGUUCUGGUAAUUAUAAUUUUAGGAACAAGGGCUUUCAAAGUUUGAAUUAAUGAGAAGAACUGGAGCGCUAAAAAUUUGUUAUUUCUCCAUCUAUGUAUUUAGCAUCACAAUAUGUGUACCUAGUUAUUUAUUAACUAGUGUCAUACUAUUCUUUCCUUUCAGAAGUGUUGUUCAUUUGUAGGGUGUGGGCAAUUUGGUAACAAUCACAUUGAGCUUCACAAUCAGGUAGAGUGAGCUUUGAAAGUUCCUAGCUUAAAAAAUAAGAGAAAUACUUCACAUCUUUUGUAUUCUGGAUGGAGGUUGUUUAUCAUACUUUUGACAUGAAAGUCUUUUCCUUAUUGGCUAUGUAAAUGCUUUAACAACCUAACCUCCCAUGGGCAUUUUACUUCCUGUUAUGGAUCAAAUAUGGCUGUGGGUUGUGCUGCAUUUUGGUGAAAUAGUUCACUGAAAUGUGUGACUUCAGUGAAUACUCAUUUUGAUCACUUUAGGAUCGUGGUCUUUAUGAUCCAUCAAAUAUUUGUGAUCCCCGAUUUUCAAACCUUACAUCUGCUAUAAGUCUCAUUCAAAAUUUUAUUAAAAAAGAGAGAACAUUUCAUGGUUGUUACAGAAGAAGCAAGAAAACAUCUCACAAAGCAAACAGUGAGCGCUUUGUAAACAUUUUCAAAUGUGUGUUGCAAAAUAUUUGAAGGAUAAUAAACACAAUAGCCUCUAUUUUGUGGGAAAUCCUUGAAGCUCACAGUUUGCAUCUUUGAACAGAUAAUGUAUGCGGACAAAGUUUGUCCACAAAAAUAUGCACAGAUAUUUAAUAUCUGUGCAUAUUUUUGUGCCAAAUAGAGGCUUUUGUUGAUAUAUGAAUGACUGAGAGCAGCAAGGCUACAGCCUCCCACAAUGCCUUACGGUGUUGCAGAUUUCACAUAACUACCUAGGACCUACCUUUAACAUGAAUAUCCUCAUCACUAACAACUACAACAGCAAGAAUUUGCUCAAGAUCAACACAAAUUCUCUUUAGUGACCAGUUCCUUGAACCUCUAGGUAUUUGUCUGAUAAUUUGCUGACACAGGAGGGAGAAAUUAAGCAUUGGUCACUCUAGGGGCUUAAAAGGUGAAACCAACUUUUAGAUUCUCUGAUGGAUUCCAACACAAGAUCACCAGCAGCCUAUCACAUGCCCCAAAGCCACACUUUUCAUUUCCAGGAUACUACUAAAUAUUUAAUGACAGUCUUUUGCGGUCUACAGGAAACCAAUCACCACUUGUGUUUACAACUUCAAGAUUUUAAAAUGUGGUGUUUUAGCUGCCAGGCUGAAGUGCAGCCAUCUGAUAGCUCUGCAGGUAGUACUGAUGGAACUAGUCCUUCAAGACCAAAGGUAUUGUAAAUAUGAAUAAAGGGGCAAUAGCCUUGCUGGUGUUGCAUUGGUGGGAGAGUAUAACAGGGUAAUUUGUCAUUAUUAACUGAGUUGAUAACAUAAAUUGGCUAUGGUAAAGAGUUAAAAAGCUGGUGUUUCGAGCAUUAGCCCUUUGUCAAUCUCUCUGAUGAGGGGCUAAGGCCCUAACUCUUGAAACUGCAGGUUGGUUUUUUGUUUUUAUCAUAUAGUACACUUUUUGAUUGACUGUCAAAUCAAAUCAAAGUUGUCACUGACAAUGACCAUGUAGUAGAGAGAAAUUUAUUGCGGUGAACAUUCAAAGUAAAACUGAAAAAAUUGGCCAAGUGGGGGAAUAAAGGAUUGAUCAAGUCAUGAUUACUAGAUAAGGGCAGCAGUUUACUCUUUAAAAACAUAUUCCAUUUGUUAUGGAUUCCGAAAUGCUUUUUUCUUUGAUUUGCCUUAGACUCAUGAGGUUUUGGAUAUGGAAGAUGCUCUAGAAUUGGAGAAAGGUUUAAAGCCAAGAGGUGAGAAGACUAUUAAUAUUUUAUUUGAGUGCAAAUCAAAAAACACCUGUCUAAAGACACUGACUCAUUUGAGUCAUUAACAGCUUGUACUAAAAGUUGUUACAGUAUCCUUUUGUAAAAAAAAGUAUAUGAGCUUUUAACAGUGAAGUUACAUUCAACUUAAUUCAUUCAAACUAGUUUUAUUGUGAAUAAGCCAGGGGAAAGAAAUAAACUAUUCUUUUGGAAUUUUUUUGUCACAGUUAUAGCUGUAGGAUAAAAUAAAUAACACAUCUUCAUGUACAGUGAAUGUGAUGUUCUGGUAUAAUGUCAGAGGAGAUUGAAAAAUUGGCCUAGAAAAUGUUUUCCUUCAAUUUCUUAUGGAGGAUGUUACUCUGCUACCUGUUGAUUUAAAGAAACAUGUGCACCUUUGUCUGCAUAGGCUAUGUACAUUCGUACUUAUGCCUUAGAUAAAUUCUUUGAUUAAACAAAUUGUUAAUUAUUCUGCUUUAUCAGGGUUAUGUGGCUUGUCAAACCUUGGAAACACUUGUUACAUGAAUGCGGCUCUUCAAGCUCUAUCAAACUGGUAUGGUUGUGCUCCUGUGAAGUUGUGUAUGAUGCAGUUUAAUUAACCCUUUACACCCUAACAUCAGUAUCCAGAUUCUCCAUACUCUUCUCCAUGCAUUUCUUUUGCCAUUGACAAGGAGAAUUCAUUUGAAAAUCAAAGCUGCUUGAGUUGGCGAUCAUUUUUUCUUUUCCUAUGAUCUUAAUGAAUGGUUUAGCAGUAUUACCGUAUGGAGAAAUUAGAUGCUGGUCACUCUUAGGGUUUAAAGGGUUAAGUUUUAUUUGUUUUCAUCAGGAUAAUUUUUAUAAUUUAGGGCCUCUUUGCUGAUGAUUAGACACAAUCAUGAAUGAGAAUUUUAUGCGAAACUUGAUUUUCUAUUAUAACUUAACUCACACAAUCUUUCAAAAUGAGAUAUCAAACAAUUUGGGUCAAUUUGACCUCAAAGGAGGCUUUUCCUUACACUUUUUAUCAAAGACUCUCUCUUACGGACUUCAAAUUGUUCCUGAGGUUGUGUGCUCUUAAGAGGUGUGACUUUGUUGUUUUAUUUGUGGAAAAAAUAUUUAAAAACAUGCUCUCCAUUCUGUUAUGAAGGCUUAAUAAUUGUUUAGAGGCUUCUCCCUUAGGAAUGUGUUCUCAUGUAUACUAGGUUCUGGUCACAUUUAUUAAAACUAAUGCACCUUUUUUUCAUUUUGUAUUUACUAUUUGAAGACGUGGAUUUUCUUUUUUUUUUUUGCAGUCCACCCCUAACUCAAUACUUCUUGGAAUGUGGGAGCUUUGCGAAAGAAACAAAGAACUCUUCUGUCUGCAAACAUUAUUCACUUCUAGUUGAUGAAUUAUGGUCUAGGAAAAGGUAUUAUUAUUUAGUUCAUAUAAAUUCAGAAUAUUUUAGGAAGUGAAAUGCUGAUAUUUUGUUUAAUUUUUAGCUCACUCAUCAAGUAGAUGAAGUUGGUGAUAAUUGCUGAAAUUGAAGAUUAAUGUAUAGGUCUUUGUGUUUGUUUUAUGACUGCUCUCUGCAACAAACAUUUUACUCUAUUUAGACCAAGAUAUGUUGUGCCAUCCCAGCUGCUUCGUAGUGUUCGGCAAAUCAACUCACAGUUCAGAGGUUAUGGGCAACAGGUGAGAUCUGUCUUUUUAAAAAAUUAAUUACUUUUAAAGUUCCUUUUAUGUACAGCCUUGAAAAUUCUCCAACAAAUCUGUAAUGUUCAAACUGUCUCAGUUUUGAUCCUCAAAAUUUUGAGGAUCAAAGACAGCCUUGAACUUUUUUCUAUAACUGGAACCAUAGUUGUAUCAACCACAAGUACCCAGAGUUGUUGAAUUUUUUUUAUGGGUGAGACCAAGAUCUUUUGUUUGUUGCAUUGUUUAUCUAAGGAUGCUCAGGAAUUCCUACGCUGCAUCAUGGAUCAGUUACAUGAGGAGAUGAGGCAGCCUUUGCUGUCACUGACAACUGACCCAGAUUCCUCAGAAAGUGAUGAUGAAGAACCAAACCAUCAGAACAAAAGAUUGCUAGGGGGAACAAGCCUGUCUCACACUGAAAACCUGCAAGAUGGUACAUGAUGCUUAACCUGUUACACAUAACAUCAGUAUGCUCAUUCUAUUAACUGUUCACUAUACAUUUCCUGAGGUGCUAACCAAAGAGACUUUGUAUAACAAUCAAGAGCUUCUUUGGUUGGUGAUGAUUUCCAUUUUUCUUGUGACCUUAAUGUGUGAGGUAGGGGUGAUAUUUUAAGGAGGAUUAGAUGCUAGUCAGUCACUGCAAUCAAAGGGUCAUGUUCAUUUGUGGAAGAGAUUUGUAAAUAUGACUGUACAGUAUCUGUCUGUGGAGACAGAAAAACAAAAAAUGAUAGACUGAGAGAGUUUAAGAGUGUUAUAAAAGAUAAAAAUAGACUGUAAGCAACAAACACAGAAAAUUUGGACAAAUAUUUAAUUACAACAAACUUGUAUAAUCUCUUAAUCUGUCUUCAUUGGCAGCACUAUCUUCUCUUAAUCAUUUAACUCCCUUUAGUGACCCAGACAGAAUUUCUCCUAACAAUAUCAAUAAAAAGUCAACAGACACUUAUUGAGGAUUUAGGAAAAAAUCAAUUAGGGAAUUAUUGGUUGAUCCAAUACCAAAUUCUCAGAACUAACAUGAUGAGAAUUGUAUGGAAGAUAUUAAGGAGAAUUGCUAAUGAGAAUUUGGGGGUGGAAGUAUUAAUUUUCUUUUCUGAGCUCAAACUAAGGGGAUAGUGUUAUUUCUUAUAGAUGAUGGUGAUGUAGACAUGUAUUCAGACAGUGGUGAUGAUGUCACGAAUGACAAACCACUUCAUGUUGACACAGCAGAAGAGCAGGCUGACCAGGAUAUGGAGUCUAAUGGGGCCUCCAAAUCCAAGUGCAGGAAGACUAACACAGAUCCUGUGGAUGAUAAUGAUGUGACUGUGUCUGUCGAGGGUGAGACAAUGAGUAAUGGUGAAACAGAGCAUCCUGAUCAACUUGAUGAAAACAUGGACAGUGAGGAUGUUGCAUUAAUCAAAGAAGAAAAGCCUGUAGAUUCAGGCACAAAGGAGCAUAUGAAGCAGCCAUCUCAUCAGGAAAGAGCCAAAAGGGAGCAAAUAGCUGAAAGAAGUAAGAUAUUCAAUUGUGCAGUGUACCCUUGGUCUGGUCUGGUCAGGUCUGGUUUGGCAAGUUCAUAGCAUAUGUGUUCAUUAAAUGUAAUACAGCUCACAAUAAUGAGAUGUUUGCUCCUGUACUUGGAGUGACUUUGCACUGUGUAAUUACCCACCCCUAGAAAUGGCUUUUUAUUCCACUUUUGUGGAGGUUUAAUGUAAGUGUGAGUUUCUAAAGCUUAAGAUACUCUCUACAGUAGCCAAUUUUUAUAAUCAACUCAGUUGAUAAAAGCAAACUAUCUUGUCACCCACUGAUGCAGCAUCUCAGUUUCUGAGAAACGUACCCCUUCUAUGCUUAGAGGAAUAGUUCUAUAAGAUGCAUUGUUAAUCUGUUAAGGCUUGAGAUAUGUCUUCUUUUAAUUUUUAAAUCUUGGUACUAAUGGAAUGUUUGAAGUAAAAUUCUAUAGACUUAUCAAACUCUUUUUUUUUAUCAUAGGGAAGAAAAAGAAGAAAGUACCUUUGAACUACAGCAGUAUAGUGACUGACUUAUUUGAUGGCACAAUACAGAGUUCAGUGCAGUGCCUUACCUGUCACAGGGUACUAAAGUGCAGUUCUGUAAUAUUUUACAGUAAUUUACUGUGAUUAAAAAUGUGUAUUGAUAUUAGAACAUUACUGGUAUUAUGAUGUCCAUGUUUUAUCGAGGAGCAUACUUUUUUAUGUGUUGUACAAAUUCUGUGUUUAUGUCUAUAUUGCUGCAAAAUGUUUUUAUUAGACAAGGUUGGGAAUCAUUUUUUUGAUCACUUAGGAAGGCAACUUGCCAUUUUCUAUUCUGUAAGUUUGCAUGGGCAGAACUUCACUGGGCAAGGAGGAGGGGGGAGGUCUUGCAGUGGCUUUUUGGCAGAUGAGAAGGAGGAGAAAUGAUUGAGACAAAGCUCACUGAGUAAUCUUAUAUUUAUAGGUUUCAUCAAGGGCAGAAACAUUUCAAGAUGUUUCACUACCAAUUCCAGGUAACAAAACAUUUUCCCCAUCAUAUCCACAAGAAGAAAUAUUUUAAGUUCCCUUCUUUUUGUUUUUAAAUCACACAACAAUUAAUUAAUAAGUAUUCAUGUUGUAACAUGCUGAUGUACAUGUACAAGGUUGUUCUAAGUCUUAGAAACAAUUAUUUUUUCACAGGCAAAGAUGAGCUGACAGUUCUUCAUGCUUCACAAUGCACACCUUUAGCAUCAUGCUCAUCUGUUAUAGACAGAGAUCAGGAUAAAAGCUGGAUGUCAACUUUACUUGAAUGGCUGAGAAGGUGCAGUAGAGAGAAUUGUAGAAUUGGCCAUCACCUCCUAAUUGUAUGCUACACCAUGUAUCAAGGAUUGUCUGACAAAUAAAUUGUCUGACUGGCUGACUGACUGACUGACUGACUGAUGUACUGACAGCCAAUUUCCCUAAAUAUUUCCCCAGUAGAUUAAUAGCCAUUUUUCUUUGUCAUGUAACCCUGAUGUUUAAUUACCAGGACCAAGGAACAUUGAAAAUUCAAAGUUUACUGGGUUAUAAAUUUUUUCGCCUCUGUUAAAUGUUUACUACUAACUGUGCCAGUAGCGACUCACUCCUAGUAAGUUAUUAUCUGACAAAUUUGUGCUGUUUGUUAUCUGUAGCUGGUUUUUAGGUCCACAAGUCACACUUUCAGACUGCUUGUCAGCAUUUUUUUCAGCAGACGAAUUAAAAGGUUUGUCUACACAUGGACACAUGCCUCAUAUUCUCAUUAAUUGCUAGAUAAUUAAUUAUGGUUACAUUUAGUGUGCAUUGUAUGCUGGUGAUUUGGACCCAAUAAUAAAGUUCUCAUCUUUAUUAUGUCAGUUUGUUGUCAGUUUUGUUCACAAAUUUCCAAAAUCUUACUGCAUCCUAUCUCAGUUAUUAACCAGAUGUGUUUGAUGUACAAGAGGGUUUUCAUAGUAGCAUAUAUAAUAACAUCUUCUGCAUUGAUUUGAAAUUCUUCACAGUAGCUCUAGGUAGCACCAUUGCAAACUUGGUGUUCUGAAAUUUUGCUCAAAUGUCUUACUCAAAAUUUUGCAUUUCAAGAGUCUGCUUGGUCUUCUUUUUAAUGUAUUUUGUACCCUUACAAUAAAUAAUCUCCUUUUCCAAAGUUUAAGGGAGCUCCCUUUCAGAGAAAAAAUUCAGUUAAUAUGGUAAUUUAUCCCAUCUCAUUGCUCACCAUCGUUUUUUUUUUACAGGAGAUAACAUGUACAGCUGUGAAAAGUGCAAAAAGUAUGUUUGCUUCAAAGAAUGAUUUUCCUUAAUCUUAUUACAACUGUACAGUAUAAAACUCUUCCCGCAUAACAUUGUUUUGUUUAACAUGGCAUAAUUUUAGAAAGUUAACAUGUCAAUUCAUCCCUACAGUUUGCACAGCUUUAUGUAAAGUAGUAGCAAUAGAUUUAAGGUAAUCUGAUUGUCUGAGUGAGAGAAGUGUAGAAAGGACUUAUGUGGGUAACAAUGACUGGAGUUUUAACAGCCUAAGUAGAAGUCAUCAUCAGAGUCAAGUGACUCCAAUAGUGACUUUAGCUCCAAUGUUUGAAUGUCAGUCAUUACUUUUGCCAAGUAUCCUUAGGACUGCUCUCAUACAGACUAUUUAACUACCUGCCUGACAACUUUUACACCAAUGUUCAAAGCAAUCAUUAUUACUCAGUAUAUGUUCUGAAGCUAAUUAAUUUCUUUUAACUGGUUUAUAAACUGGAAUCUUUCAUAAGAAAUGAAAAUAAGUAAUGUUCAUGGUCAGAAAAAUCUGUCUGUAGUUAUCAAUAAGUGUAAAUUUGGUUGCUCCAAACCUCAAACUUCAGUCUCUCACUGCUAAUUUUACAUUUCAGGCUGAGAAAUGGUGUCAAACUUUGUAAAGUAAUGCGCCUUCCUGAAGUAAGUCUAGCAUUUCUUAUUAAUGCCAAAGAAUAACAUAAUUUUGAAUUGUAUCAAAUGAUUUACUAUACUGUAGAUGUUUUGAAUUAAUUUGCUCACUGCUUUGUUUUAUCUUCUUAAAUUUGUAGAUUUUGUGCAUUCAUCUGAAGCGUUUUAAACAUGAAAUGUACUUCUCUUCAAAAAUAAAUCACUUUAUUUCAUUCCCGUUGACUGGAUUGGACAUGAAACCAUUUUUGGUUAAAGGUACAGAAUAUGAUGUCAACUUAUGUGAAGUCUUGACUUAAGUUUCAUGUGUUUUAGUGGAAUCUUCAAUGUUUUUAAUUUGCAGAAACAUCAGCAGACACUAAGACACACAUCCAUGAUUUAGUUAGAACAGAAUGAUUGUUAAAAACCUCAUGAAGAAGCUGUAGUUGAAUAGCAGUUGUGAUAGACAUUUUCCAGUUCAUACAAAGUUCUUAUCAAAUCACAAAGCAAAAACUUUUUUCCCCUUUCAGAUUUUCAUAAACAGGAUCCAAACCAGAGAUGUACCACUUAUGAUCUUGUUGCCAUUAUCACACAUCAUGGCAAUGUUGGAGGUAAACUGAUGUUAUGAAAUUUACUUUAAUUGCCACAUUUGUGAGUCAUUUUUGCAUCCUAAGGUAGUAGGUAGGAGGCAGUAGGUGAGGUUAGGGGCUUAACCCUUUAACUCCCAUGAGUGACCAAGACAGAAUUUCUCCUUAAAAUAUAAAUACAAUAUCAUGCAGACAAGUCAUCAGAAUAAAGAAAAAUAUCAAUUAGGGGAUUAUUAGUUGAUCAAAUACCAAAUUCUCCAAACUAACAUCACAAGAACUGUAUGGCAGACAGUAAUGAGAAUUACCAAUGAGAUUUUGGGAGUUAAAGGGCUAAGUAUAGUGAGGAAACUAAAUUUACUUUAAGUACAUGUAAGUCUGGCCUUACUUAAAUUUUCACUUUCCUCCUGUUAGAUUGAUUGUAUGUACAGUUAUUUUUUUUAACAAGGAUGAUGUUUCUUCAUCUUCUAGCUGGACAUUAUGUUACCUUUGCCAAAAACUAUAUCAAUGGUAAAUGGUAUGAGUUCAAUGACUCCUGGGUCAGUGAAGGUAUGUGUCAGUCAUGCAUUAGAGAAAUAAACUUUGUUAUACAGUAUGAUCUAAUGAUUCAAACCACAUGUUUAAUGAUUCUGAGUUGGUGAAAGUAAAUCCCACCAGCAUUGUAUUUGAUAAUAUAAACAGAAUGCUGUAUAAAUUUGCUGUUAGCUUUGUGUCUUGUUGAAAUACAGAGUUGAAUACAGUACACUUCUUUACUUUUUCAUUUCAGUUUCUGAUUCAUAUGUUGCUGAUGUGGAAGCCUAUGUGCUGUUUUACAGGUUAGUUGAGGGUAGAGAAGGGUGUUGGCCCCUCAGGAAUAAAGUUUACUUCUGAUUUGCCUCACUCUUAACUAACUCCUGCAUAUCCCCUUUUCACAAUGAUUGCAAUUAUUUGGAAACUCAUGAUUACGUGUCUGGUUUCUUAAAAUGUAGUCACCCUUGGUGUGGAACACAACUUGUGAAAGUAGAAAUUUAUAUGUCGGUUUGAUUUUAAAUUUUGUUAACAGGAAAUCAAGUGACGAAGCCACCAGAGAACGACAGACUUUCUUCAAUUUACUGAAAGAUGCUCAGGUAUUGCAGCUGCACACUUACUCAUAAGCAUUAUUUCUGUUUUGCUAAUCCAAAUAUUUUUCUGAUCUUUGGUGAAGGAACAUGCUCUUUUUUCUUUUGAUUGUGUCAAGAAGACAUAAUUUAUUACAUGAUACAUGUAUUCUUUUUAAGAAAUGAUUUUUAUUCCCUGACACUAAGCCACCCAGUCUGUCAGGGCUGUGGACCUUAUAGCCAUCCUUUCUUCUUUUUAAUCACCAUUCCUUUUUUUUUACAUAGCCAAUCUUUUGCAACAAGGAGAUAACUAAGUGAAAUGUUUGGAAGCUUUUACUAAAGAGUAGCUUUUCAUUUGUCAUAUUUUUUUAUUAUUAUUAUUUUAUUUACUCCGUAGACCCAUGAAUCCAGGUAUUUUGUUUCAAAGAAAUGGUUGACAAAGUUUCAGUCUUGUAUGGAGCCAGGUAAUUGAGCAUGAGAUCAUUGAUACAUGUAUGUCAAAUGUGAAAAUUGUUUCUGACCCUGUACUUACUAAAACUGCACUUUAUUCUUUGUAUGAAGAUUACCCUUUACACACACGAGCCCUCUUAACCUAACAGAAUUGACAGAUAAUCAGAUGAAACUUCUUCAGUGAACAGGCAUUGCUUGAAAGGAAAUUUUAACUGGUUUUUUUAAUUGUCAAAGAUACUUUUAGGGCUGUCUUUAAGGACAAACUUCAUCACCUUACAAUGUUCUAACUGUACAUGUAUAUACAAAUUUUUAUGGACCCUACUUUUGCAGGUCCAAUCACAAACUCUGAUUAUUUGUGUCGCCAUGGAGGUAAGAAUUGCUUCACACAAAGUCAGGUUUACCAUAUUAACCCUUUAACUCCCUGAUCAAAUUUGUAAUUCUCCUUACUGUCAAGCAUACAAUUCUUAUAAUGUUAGCUCAGAGAAUUUAGUAUUGGAUCAACUAAUUAUACCCUAAUUUAUAUUUUUUCCUUUAUUCUCGUUACUUAUCUGGGUGACAUUGUAAUGAGAAAUUCUGUCUUGGUCACUCAUGGUAGUUAAAAAGUCAAUGGCAAAGUGUAGAAGUAAGGAUAGUCUUGUAGAGCAUGGUAGCCUAGUGCUAUGCACACCGGAGUCAAGAAGUCAGGGUUCAGUCCUGUCCUGGAUCAUAAUGUUGUGUUCUUGGGCAGUCCAUUCCAUUGUCACAGUGCCUCUUUUCACCCAGGAGUAUGAAUGAGUACCAACACACUGUCUUGGAAGUGUACCAAAUUGUUGUAACAUGGACAGAAAUCCAGUCAAGGGGGGAGUAGCAAAGUUCUCUUUGUCCAUAUCCAGGAUAAGAUGUGGUUAGUAUAGUACUUGGCCAUGUGGGUUGAAAGUGUUCCUCUCCAUACAUUGUGUGUGGUUCUUGUCAACCAUAUUUUCUGUUUUUCCUAGCUGUUCAUCCACUGAACUUUGAGAAAAUUCAUGACAUUACAGUUCCACUUCCAGAAUCUGUGUGGAAGCAUCUUGUUAACCGGUGAGGUUACUAACUAAAGAAACAUUUUUGUACCAAAUAGUUCACUAAAACACUUUCAUGGUAGUCUCCUUUUAAUUGGGAAUUUUCUUUGCCUCGGUGUAGGUUUGGUGGAGGUCCCCCAGCUACAAAGCUAAACAUCUGCAGACACUGCAAGGUACAGUUUGUAAGCUUAGGAUGGUACAGAGAGUUGAUAUCUUGAGACCUGGUUUACUCAAUGUAAAAUGUUUAAGCAAGACAUUUACUUUAAAAUCAACACAAAAAAUUUUAACUCUUAUGUUGCUUUAUAAAAGGUUAUGUACUGAAAUAUAACUAACCCUUUUCAUGUUAUUUUGCCAGAAAGCCUUAGAUGACCUUGAAAGAAGAAGACAAAGAGAAAUGGAAAUGUUCAAGAGGGUUUGUUAGAUAUUUCUUUUAUCUCAACCCUGCGUCAAUAACGUCUUUGUAUUGAGAUUCUAGGAUGCACAUUUGUAUUUUCUUUUAUAAUUAUACUGAUUGUCAAUCAGUAAAACAUUAUAACAAGAAGAAUAACAGUAACCAUUCCACAAGUAGAACAUUUCCUUGGAAGCUAUAGCACAAGGAGAAGGAUGGCCAAUGAAGGAGUAGAUUGAAGUGGAUAGUAAAAAAUAGACUUAGUCUAGUGAAAUGUAGUUGUGGCCCUUUUACUUCCAAGAUAUGAACUAAUCAGUAACCUCUUUGCAUUUUCUGCUACACUCUUUUCUUAAUUUUUGCAUUCAGUGAAUCAUUAAUCCCCAGUUAAUGCUUAUGUGCUUCUAUUUACCUUUCUGAUUGAUACUGUAAUGGGAAAUUCCUCUUUGGUCUGUUCUGGUAGUGAAAAGGUUCAUUUUUGAAGAUGCAUUAAUGGUGAUAUGCCUCUCUUUUAUAGUUACAUAGUUUAUUACUAAUAACUUCUUCUAAAAAGUUUUUUUCCCCCUCAGUUGAAUCAUGAGUAUCCAGCCAAUGAAAAUGUGGAUGUGUAUUUCAUCAGUAUGCGUUGGUUCAAACUAUGGGAAAUGUUUGUAAAAGGACAGGAAGAUGGUACAUGUGACUUAUUUAACAUUGUCACCCUCAUCACCUCAUAACUCAAUCUUUGUCAAAUACAGUUUCUUUUCAGGGUGUUCAAGAGGUUAUAGAUUUUGUUAUCCUUAGUUGACUGUUUGUCAGGCGUCAAAUUGGCACCAAGUCUCAACAUCAGACACUUAUGAUAAAGGUGUGAUGAGGGUGGUCACACCAGCUAGGUUCAAAGAUUGCCAUAGUGCACCCGUUUUAAUAACUAGCAUGAGGAGACUAAAAGUAUUGCUACUAUAAGAUAGCUAGUACUAAUGAUUUUUCUUGUCUCAGAUCCUCCAGGCCCUAUAGACAACAGCAAUAUAUUUGUUUUAAAGGGAAACACAAAAGUACUCAAACCAAGUAAGUUCUUGCAGGAUUUGUAUCAACAAGGUACUAUCAUGCUUAAAAAAAUUUUUCUUUGAUAAAGAAGUAUUUUGAACCCUUUUUUUGCAAGGUUGGAAAAUAUAUUCUAGUCAUGGGUGCAGAUUCAAACCUCAGACAUUUUGAUUUCUUGGUUGGGUGCCCCACAGAUUUGCAAGCUAAACCUGUGCAUGAACUUGGUUCAUACUUUUAGUAUUUAAGAAAAGAACAUUCUCAUUGCAUCCUCAAAAUGUUUCUUUGUAGACUCUGAAAAUGGGCAGCUGUCACAAGAGACAUGGACAUUUUUGCAUGAUAUUUAUGAAGGAGGUCCUGUGUUAUUUUAUGAGGGAGAAAAGGACAAUGAAGAAGAAAAAAAAGACCUCCAGGAUGAGGAGGAAGACAUUCAACAGGAGUGAAACAGUUGAUAGGUAAUUUUAAAAACAUUUCUUGAGCACAAAAUUAAGUAAAGCUAGCUUGGUUUUAGGCAACCAUUUUAUUUACCACCAAAGCUAAGUUCUUCCUCCGUUGGACUCAGGUUUCUUUUUCAUUAACUCUUGGUGCUUCAAGUGGUAAUUUUCUGUUAAGAUUAUUCAUAGGUAAGUGAUAUUCAGCAUUCGUGUUUUCUGGGUUUCAUAAUUUAUUCCAGGUCCUGUAUGCAUUGACUGCCAGACACUGAACACCUCUGGACUGCCAAACCCUUUGAUGAUAGUUUUAUUCUCUGCAAGCCUUUAACAACUAUAUCCUGUAUUUAAAAUUAGUGUACUUAGCCUUUUAUUUUGUCUCUAUGGUUCGCCAGAAUAUUGAGUUCAACUAAAGAAACUUGUUUCUGCCAGUAAAAAAAUUCAUCCCAUAGAAUUAAAAAAUAUCCUUAUCUGAAAAAAUUAAUCUAAGACAUCCUUGAAUGGAAUGUAAUCCAACUGAGUUCAUCAGAGAAAAAAAAUACAUUUACAAUACAAAAGAGAAUUCAGUAACCACACAGUAAACAUUUGAUUUAUCUUAAGCUGGUAAAGAACAAUCUGAACUACUUACUUUCAGUGUUAGUAAUUUUCUGACGAAAAGGGGUGAUUGUAAGCAUAUAUUGUCUAAAAAUAGAUAUGAUGUGGCAGAUUCAAAAACUGAACAAGUUUUUAACAUGUGAAGAAAAAUUUGAAAAAUGUUAUUCAAAUACGAAAUACAUGUAUUUAAACUCAUUCUUAAUUAUAUUAUCAUCUGUAGUUUCACGCCACCUUUAAGACUCCCUUUCACAUUUUUCACAAAUUUUGUGAAUGUCCAGAUCAAAGAAUUUGUCUUUAAAUAAGUGCUGAUUAAGAUCUUUUACUGAUAUGAAGAUGUUUCCUUCAUGUUCAUUGAAGCACCUUCUGGAAAAUAUUGAGCAAUUGGAAAAAGUGGUUUAAAAGGCUUUUUUUCUGUUUUCGUUUGCCAGCAUGUUUUAUGGAAAAUUAGAUUAAGGGAUGUUGAAUUAGGUUCUGUUUCUUAGCCAUCAACCCAAAGUCAGAAAUAAAUUGGUAUACAGUACUAUGCACUCACUACUUAGGCUCUCAAUAGGUAGUCCCUUCCAAAAAAAUAUUCUCAAAUAAAGCUUCCUAAGUUGAAACAUUUUAAGCAGGGUUAGCUGACAAAUUUGGUACCAAACUUAAUUUUCCCCUUCCCUCUCCUCCCUUGCGAAAUAAAAUCAGAUAAUGGUUAUUUUGUAAAUAAUCUAGAUUGAAGUAUUAUCUGAGGUGACAUAAAGGAACUUGAACACCUUUUUGAUAACCCAAAAUUAGAAUAAACUUUCUCUCCAAGGUGUUAAGUAAAGUAUCUUAUACAUGCAUGAGGUAUUCACUAGGAAACAAGUCCUUCUGUCACCAUGUCGAUAUAAAAAUGAC
Messenger RNA from Pocillopora meandrina, 17443 nucleotides. The record is from the annotation of a GenBank genome assembly. Lineage: Eukaryota; Metazoa; Cnidaria; Anthozoa; Scleractinia; Pocilloporidae.